CUUAGGCACCGAACUACGAUAAUUUUAAUAAAAAAAUGUUUCCUGCCGAUAUUAAGUAUAAAGAUUAUAUUCAAGAAAUAUACAACACAUUUUCUCCGUUGAGCUGGCUUCUGAAGAUAUUUUCAUUAGAUUGUCAUUGUCCUAAAGAUACAACACAGCUUGCACCGUCCCACUUGGUCAAAAUUAGGAGCGCCAUAACAGUAGCCGUUCUUGCUUGUAUUAAUUUCUUCACUCUUUAUUACAAAUUCACUUACUCUUACCAUGAUCUUUUAAAAUCGGUUAAGUAUACUGAUGUGGUUCAAAUGGUUUACGAUCUUUUCCAAUACAUGGUCGAUUUAUAUUUCGUGUACAAGUAUGGUUCGGACGUGUUCUACGAAUACAUAAGGCAAUAUGCUUAUAUAGACGGGAUGCUCGGAAUGGAAUACUACAGUAGAAUAAAAAGACGGCUGAUCAUAGCGAUGAUUUUCAUUAUUUCCAUGUGGAUCUCGAGCUCUUUAUGUGAUUAUAUCAUCUGGGCCAUCGGUUUUGGAUUGGUCGCCACGUCUAGUUUCUCUUUGGCUUACAUCUACAUGUUGAUAAAGAUCCUUACGAAUUUGCAUCUAACUCUGCAUGUGAUGCACAUCGGGAGCAGGCUGCGUGUUAUUGGAGACUGGGUCCAAGAGUGCUAUUGUACUUCUUUAAGUUGCUCGCCGAAAAUUGAAGACACUGUCAUGAAGAAGAAUUGGUUCUACUCUCAUAAAACUAAGACGUCGACAUCCAAGUUGUACCCUUCAAAGAGUGCUACGUGCAUGAACUGUUCCGAAGUGAAAUUGUUGAGCAGAUGUUAUUUGUUGCUGACGGAGCAAGUCAAUUUUAUCAAUAAAAUCUUUGGAAUGAGGAUAUUAUUAAAUUGUCUAAGUUUACUUAUUGACAUGGUGAGAUUCACUAAUUUGACUGUAAGGGUCAUAAUGGGAACACAGCACACAGGCUACGCUCACGCUUUCUACCCAGCCAUAUCAACAUUUUGGCGAUCGCUCACUUGCGCCAUAGUGAUAGUAAGCCUUGUGAACCAUUGUGAAAAUACUUACAGACAAAGAGAGAGGGUUAUUUCUCUGGUUGAACAUCUUAUUAUCAACAGAAAUCUAGACGAGAAGAUGCUAGCAGCGUACAUUGAAUUCCGCGGCUUGGUUAAGUCGCAACCAAUCGACUUUCACAUGGCGAACUUCAUGCGACUCGAUUACUCGCUUCUGGUUUCAAUCACCUCAGUUUUCGUCACCUACACCAUCAUACUGCUACAGAGUAUUUGAACAGGUAUUCCGGGUGGCUUCUGAAAUGUUUUUGUGCCGCUUGUG
Molecule: messenger RNA, 1331 nt
Organism: Maniola jurtina (meadow brown)
Lineage: Eukaryota; Metazoa; Arthropoda; Insecta; Lepidoptera; Nymphalidae
Exons: 4
Coding region: 36-1286 (416 amino acids)
Biological process (GO): sensory perception of taste
Cellular component (GO): membrane
Source: RefSeq, a predicted model, not a curated record